Molecule: messenger RNA, 1257 nt
Organism: Trypanosoma conorhini
Lineage: Eukaryota; Euglenozoa; Kinetoplastea; Trypanosomatida; Trypanosomatidae
Product: transferase
Exons: 1
Coding region: 1-1257 (418 amino acids)
Biological process (GO): protein phosphorylation; regulation of glucose metabolic process
Cellular component (GO): mitochondrion
Molecular function (GO): pyruvate dehydrogenase (acetyl-transferring) kinase activity
Source: RefSeq, a predicted model, not a curated record
AUGUCACUUCCCAGGCGUCCUUGCGAGGCCCUGCGAGAACACUUGGAGAAAUGCCUGGCCACGCCUCUCCGGUCCAUUAAUCUGCGCACGCUGGCGGAAACCGAUAGGGGCUACGUCCACACCGCGGUGAAGCAGCUGGGCGCACGCACCGCACGCAGUUAUCGUGACAUUGUGGGUGAGGUGCGCAAGGGAAGUUUAGACCGGGAAAUCGGCGCACGGCUGUCGCCGCUGGAGUUGAUCUGCAGGAGGGAGUUUGAGCGCUGUCUGGAGUUAAGCGAGCUGGCGGCCGUCUACCUGCGCAAGCUAGAGCGCGGCGAGAUAUGCAAGACAAGCAUACCUGUUCCAAAUGAACUUGGCGAUGACGCGCGCGUCGAAAGCAUCAUGAAGAGCGAAGAACACGGCACUGACGAGGGUGGUGGCGCGGACGCUUUGGCGGGGCGUUUUAUUGACGUCCUGGAGAAGCUCCGGCCCCACGACAACCUGUUUGACAUCGUCGUCAAUGAACAGUGGAUUCGCUCACAGGAUCUUAACAACUGGCUCUCGUGUUUUUGUCGACGGCGCGUCUCCUGGCGUGUCAUCCACGAGCAUCUUCUCCACCUCGUUGAGCCAAGUCGGUACUCACCGAUUAUUCGGAAGGACCAUGACAUGAGGAGCAUCUUGCAGCACUCCGGCACCUUUGUUGCGGAGCAGUACGCAAGCAGCAUCCAAUCCAUCCACGGCGGCUCCAUGACGAUUCACAUGGAGGAGCAGCCCGACCUUUUCACACGCGUCCCGCGUGGACGACUAGCGACCUCAAGCGACCUUGAUUACCUUGCGUGCCCCUCGGCCCCCAUGGCACCCGCGCCAUCUUCGGAUGUGAUCUACUCGGUUGAGGGGCACUUGGAGUAUGUGUUUAGAGAGCUCAUGAAGAAUGCCUGCAUGGCGAUGCGUUCACGAACAACCGAUAUUGAGCUGCAUGUGGGCUUCGCCGCGGAUGACACACACGUUGUAGUGGACGUGACGGAUGCCGCGGGAGGUAUCAGCGCCGAUGGUGCGGAGAAGCUUUGGUUUUUCGGCUGGACGACAAACUCCUCGUUGGAGACUUACAUGGGCGGCUUUGGCGUCGGCCUGCCCGCGUCCAAGUGCUACAUGGACCUCUGGGGCGGGAGAAUGGACCUCUACACGACCGAAGGGCGGGGAACCACCGUGCGCGUCAUAUUCCCCAAGGCCCCCACGGAGGUGCUCUGGCCAAGGCGAUCGCCCUCCACGCCUGCGUAG